UAAUUUUUUCCCCUAAGUAUCUUUAUAAAUCAUGCAUUGAAUGAAAAGUGUCCGUUUUCGGUUUUUGUAUUUACAACACAGUACUAGAUUUACCGCUUUUGAGUAGUUGACAUUUCAAGUUUAAGAAUUUAUACUUAUUAUUAUUGGGUUUUUUUAAUUGUGUGAAUCAAUUUGGACAUAAAGAUUGUUCCCGAGAAGUAUGAAGUAAUUCUGUUGGCCGGUUUUAAUAUUAUCUUUAAAACAUCGCAAUCCGGGACCGUCGGGAGUCGGCAGUACUAGAUUUACCGCCCACCAUAAUAAACCACGGGUUCAGUAUUCAUUUACUUUCGAUUUUAACGUUGAUGAAAAAUGGGCAAUAUAUUUUCGACAAGCUGUUGUAGGCCUAAUAAUCAUGAUAAAUAUAAGGAUUUAACGGACCAGUCGAGGGAAAGUGAUAAUGGAGAGGCAAAUGAGGACGACGGAAUUACUACAAACACUGAAUAUACCCAUCUGGCAGAAGAAACAAUUGAGCCAGUUGUGAAUUCACUCGUAACAGCAGUAGCUGAAGUGAGAAUUUCUGUAGAAGAACAAUUUCUAGAUUUCCCUUUUUUGAAGGAUGAGAAAACGAUAUCUUACAUCAAAACAUCCAAAACAAUGUUUAUUAUGAGAGGAGUUCCUGGGUCAGGGAAAUCAACGAUUGCCAGAGCCCUACAGCAGGUGUAUCCCUCCGCUGUGAUAUGUAGUGCUGAUAACUACUUCAUGAAGGAAAAUGAGUACAACUACAGAGCAGACGAUUUAGGAAGUGCCCAUAAAUUCUGCCAGGAAAAAGCAGUAGAAGCAGUUAAAAAUGACACCAAUGUCAUUGUCAUUGACAAUACCAAUGUAAAACGAUGGGAAAUGAAAUUUUACUUAGAUCUAGCCAGGCAGCAACUUUACCGUGUUGUCCUCGUACAGCCGCACACUGACUGGAAAGAUGAUCCAAAGGUUCUAUCAUCUCGGAACAGUCAUGAUGUUGAUGAAACCACCAUAAGAAAAAAGAUCAAGGCUUUCGAAGAAUAUGUUCCAUUUUACUAUGCCUGGUUUUUAAACAAGGAAAAUAGUGCUAUGGUUUAUAACAAGUGUUAUGAAACCCUGACACACUGUGUUGAGAAUGUUCCAAACUUUUGUUCAUUUGUCCUCGGAAAUGUAUGCAGUACCAGAAAAUUUCUUGAAUACUUCAAACUUGUGGAGAUUCCUGAUACAGUUUACCACUGUACAUCCAAGUUUUUAGGUGGCCCCAAAAGUGACAUCAUGGGAAGAUUAGACUAUCACAAUAGCAAACAUGUGCAAGCGGCUUAUGGUAAAAGCUUCCCUAUCUUGAUGACUGGAAUGAUUGUGACAUCAUCUGUUGUGGCUGUUCGAAUAAAAUUACCCUCUGAGGAAAGUCUGCAGUUGAUUGACAAACCAGAGGAGAAUUCAGAUGGCUGGUUUAAAAGUAAAGUCCGUCAUCAAAAGGGAAGUAGCGCACAUUUGACAAUUGCCACAGCUGAUGGAGUCCCUGCUAAAUACAGCAAUUCAGAUUUACUGGCAAUUUGUGAAAUGGAAAAGACUGGCUCAGUGAGUGCACCACCCCAUAAACUGAGUUUUGGAGUCGUCAACUUUUGGGAUAGAUAUUACUGUUCAAUAAGUUUUGAUGAACAUGUGGAAAUGAAUUCUCUCUUUUGUGGAUCAUAACAGUAGACAAACAUCUUUUACUUGUCAAAUUUUAUUUUUAUGUCCCCCUUGAAAAAAGGGGGCAUAUUAGUUUGCACGUGUGUGUCGGUUGGUUGGCCAGUCAGUAUGUCAGUUAGUUGUUGUCCACUCAUUAUCAUAGGAACCCUUUGCUUGACAGCCACCAAUCUUGUUUUACUGGUUUCCCCUACACAGUAGAUGACCCUUAUUAAUUUUUAGGUCAAUCUACUUUGGACAUACAUGUAGUAAGUUAUUGUCUGUUCAAUAUCUCGAGAACCCUGUCCUUGACAAACAUCAAGCUUGGUACACAGGUUCUUUUUAAGGAGUAGGUAAUCCGUUUUGAUAUUUGGUCAAAGGUCAAACUACUCUGGACAUAAGAAAAUAUUGUAGGCUCAAUAUCAUGUAAACCCUUGGCAUAACAGACAUCAAACUUGGUACACUUUUUCUACCUAAGGAAUAGAUAACCUAUUGAUUUUGAGGUCACAAGUUCAAAGGUAAAACUAUCCUAUUGAUUUUGAGUUCACAAGUUCAAAGGUAAAACUAUUCUGGACAUAGAAUGUAUUAUGAACUUGAUAUCUUGAGAAUCCUUUGCUUGACAGGCAUCAGACUUGGUACAAUGGUACAUCCUAAGGAGUAGAUGACCCCUGUUGAUUUUUGGUACUCUGAUAUCCCCCAAAGGUUUUCAAGUCACAAGACACAUGCUUCAAAUGACUGGUUAUUUUGAAAGGUAUGCUUAGUAUCUUGAGAAUUCGUAUCAUAUUGUUUUGUAAAUUUUUCAGGUUGUUUGGAUUGUAUAUUAUUUAACGUCCCUCGAGAGAAUUUUUCUCUCAUAUUGGAAAGAAGAAAGAUAAAAAAUACAGUCAAACUUAGAAUUGUGGUUGUCCUUAGUGAGCAAUCUAAUUAAAAUCAGACUUCUUAGAUCUGCACCGUAUACUCUGUGAUUCUAAUUAGAUUGCCUAAUGAGUUGAUAGAUAACCCAUAUUUUUCAUUAUUACUGGUAUUCUAAAUCUAAAUUGAUUUUUUUCAAUGUUUCUAAAACAAUUUUUGUUGUUUUAUUCUUUAGUUUUAUCAGGAGAAUACAUUUAUUUCAAUUGCUCUGUAAUGAAUGUUAUAUAAGUAAAUUUAGUCUUGAAAAUUUGAUAUCUUACAUAUAACCUUAUUGAAGAAUUUUUUAAAAGAGACUAUCUAUGCCCUGUUGAAUGUGAUAAAGUGUUCUAGCACACUUCUGUGUACUGUUGAAUGAGAUACAGUGACUAUUUAUGUCCUGUUGAAUGUGAUAAAGUGUUCUAGCACACUUCUAUGUCCUGUUGAAUGAGAUGAAGUGUUUUAGCAUACUUCUAUGUCCUGUUGAAUGUGAUAAAGUGUUCUAGCACACUUCUUUGUCCUGUUGAAUGAGAUAAAGUGACUAUUUAUGUCCUGUUGAAUGUGAUAAGUGUUCUAGCACACUUCUGUUUUUCAGUGUGGGAUACAGAACUUUUUAAUAACACAAUCUAUUACUGUAUUUUAAUACUACUAGUAUGGAAUUUUUUUUUAUACUUGUAUUUGUGUUCCAGCUAUUAUCCUUGAAUGCAGUUUUUAGUAUUUUGUUGAUAAUUUUCUUUUUUUUCUUUUUAGUAGUGAUGGAAUGCUUAACAUUUCCAAUUCAAUCUAAUUAAUUGUACACCAAAAGUUACUUUUAUUACAUGUUUACAUUAUUACCUUUGUAAAUGUGAUAAAGUAUGGAGAGGACAUUUUAGUUUUUAUUAUUGACUGAACUGUCAGAUCAUUCAUUGACAUUUAUUUAUUGUUUACUUCUGUAUUUAUCUUUAGCCCAGAAAAAACCACAAACCCAUGCAAGGAAAGAUUUUACUUUGAGUUUGAUUCAUUUUGAUUUGGUAUUAGUUGUGUGGCAUGUGUUUCAUUGGAAAAAUAGUCCUCUUCCUCUUUUUUUGAAGUCACGAUUUGUGGUGCCAAAACCCAGAACAAAUAAAUACGGAUAACGCCAACUCAA
Molecule: messenger RNA, 3679 nt
Organism: Ostrea edulis (European flat oyster)
Lineage: Eukaryota; Metazoa; Mollusca; Bivalvia; Ostreida; Ostreidae
Product: 2',3'-cyclic-nucleotide 3'-phosphodiesterase-like
Exons: 3
Coding region: 349-1692 (447 amino acids)
Biological process (GO): cyclic nucleotide catabolic process
Cellular component (GO): cytoplasm; membrane
Molecular function (GO): 2',3'-cyclic-nucleotide 3'-phosphodiesterase activity
Source: RefSeq, a predicted model, not a curated record